AUGGCUUUUAUGGUGAAACACGUGGUGGGAGGCCAGCUGAAGAACUUGACGGGCGGAUUGACGGAGGAGAAACCCGAGGGGGAGAAGACAGAGGCGGCGGCGCAGGGGAUGACCCAGGAGGAAUUCGAGCAAUACCAGCAACAGUUAGAGGAGGAGAAGCAAGAACGAGAGGCUAGUUUUGCCCAGAAAAAAGCAGAGCGAGCCACGGUGAGGAGUCAUUUUCGAGACAAGUACCGACUUCCAAAGAAUGAGUUGGACGAGACCCAGAUCCAGCAGGCAGGCGACGACGUGGUCCUCCCCACGGAGCUGGCAAAGAUGAUCGCCGAGGACAACCAGGAAGAGGCGCAUAAGCAGUCGGUGCUGGGCCAGCUGUCCAACCUUCAGAACGUCGACAUGGACCAGUUGAAAGACAAGGCCCAGGCCACACUUGAAGACCUCAAGAAGCAGACGGAGAACUGUAGUCUCAUGUGA
Molecule: messenger RNA, 471 nt
Organism: Nerophis lumbriciformis (worm pipefish)
Lineage: Eukaryota; Metazoa; Chordata; Actinopteri; Syngnathiformes; Syngnathidae
Source: RefSeq, a predicted model, not a curated record